UCCAAAGUCAAGAAUUAUUCAAGGUAUGGAUCAGAACAGCAGCAGUAAGGACCUGAUUCUUAUUGAUAGCGACCACAAUGCGAAGAGUAUGAGGAUGACAAUAGUGCAGGUGUUUGUGUGGUUCUUCAUCUGUGUUGACAUGCUCAUGCUCUUCACCUUCUUCAGUAAGCAGGCUUUCCGGAGCGAUGCACGCUACAUCCUGUUUGCUCACACCCUGAUGGCUGACUGUCUACUCCUGCUGCUCACUGACCUGGUGGUGCUGCUUGGCUACUUCACUGUGCUUUUGCCUGUGGGUCGCUGCAUUGUGCUCUGCAUUCUCAUGGGGAUCGUUGUCAAAAACACGCCCUACACCAUCACUGCUAUGUGCCUGGAGCGCUACGUGGCCAUCUGCAUGCCGCUUAGACACGCCAGCAUCUCCACCACCGGCAGGACCAUGGCUGCCAUCGCUGUCAUCUGGGCGUGCAGCUCCGUCCGGGCCUUCAUGGAUCUCAUCAUCGUCACCGUCACGGCCCCGCCAGAAUACUUCGACAGGCCUGCCUCUUGCCAUUACGAGAUAGUGCUGGUGGCCAGGUGGCACAAUCUCAUGUACGCCAUACUCAAUCAGAUGGAAUUCGGUAUUAUCGUGAUUAUCGUACUGUUCUGCUACACCAAGAUCAUGCUGGCGGCUCGGAGCGCCUCCUCAGAGAGCAAAGAGUCUGCGUCGAAGGGGCGACGCACGCUCCUGUUCCACAGCCUGCAGCUCAUUCUGUGCAUGGCCGACCUGUGGGUCCCUUUCAUAGCAGCUGCUGUCAAGGAGCAAAGUAUAAGCUUGUUCCUGCACGUCCGAUUCAUCAAUUUUAUCAUUAUUACCAUUAUCUCAAGGGCCCUGAGUCCCCUCAUCUAUGGCCUUAGGGAUAAAACGUUUUGCCUUGCCCUGAAAUAUUACCUGAGCUGCAAGGCCUAGCCCCUCUCUGGAGAAAUGUAGCAGCUUAGAAUGAAUGUGACACAGAGAAAGCCACAGUUGAAAAUACUUCCAUGUGCGCAUGUAUCUUGACCCAAAAAGAUUCAACAAAAAUGUGGAAAUUUGUUAAGUAUGCAUGAGUUUUAAUGAAGAGGUGAAAUUAAUAAAAUGUGACCCUAAUUUGCAGUAUGUUAUAGCCUUUGCAUCUUGAAGUUCUAGUCAUUUCAUAUUUCAUAAAUUAAAUCUAAACCAAAAUUAGCCAGGAUACUGAUCCCAGUACAUUUAAAAAAUUGCAAUUCAGCAAACCUGUAACCAAAGUUUAGUCACAAGCACAGAAGCUGUGUGCGCAUGUCCUGAGCUUGAUAUCAAUUGAUAUCAAUCCCUCAGAAAAUAAAAAAGGUCGCACAAUUUUCUGGAAAAGAGUUAUGAAAUUGUUCAUAUGAACGCCCAUUACUCAGCAUUUUUCUAAUGUCUGUUAGUUUUUAAUCUAAUUCUUUAAAAUGAAAAUGUAACUAGUGUAUCAGGAAUCAUAGCUUUUUUUUUGCCUUAGCACAUUUAGUUGUUCAGUGUUUAAUGGUAUUGAACAUGAACAUUUUGUGGUUCUCCAGCAGCACAAAAUCACAAACCAGCACUUCUGUGACUUUGAGUGGCAUCUCAUGGCUGACUGUAGGUCACUUUUUCACUCUUGUAGGAAAUGGCUUUUAAGACAAACAGUUGCCAGCACCAGAUUGUAGGAAAUAUUGCCAUCUGCUGAUGACUGUAAGGGAAAAUACUUUGAUUCAUCUCAGUGUUGAGGUAUACGUGUGUCUUUACACUUAUACCUCAUUUUAACAACAGACUGUCACAUGUGAAAACUUGUUAUUUUAAUAUACUCACUUGAAAGGAUGAUUACCUGAAUUUGAAUAUCUUCGUUUUAUUGUGUGUACACUUUCGCCCCAAAUUUUUUUGAUAUUAUGCCUAAAUUGAGUGCUGUUUCAUAAUGACAAGUAAUUUUAGUGUACUUCUAGAGUGCACACAGCGAUAUUGUGACAAUACACAUAUGCAGUGGCAACCGAUUUUACCAUUUUGUGAGCCCGUUUCGAUUAAUAAUAAUAAUGCUAAUUCAGUGAAGUGAAUGUAUUUUGUAUUGAAUAAAAUGUGUCACUUAUGGAGUGGAUUUUGAUUGAACUGAGCUCAACAUACAAGUUGAAAAUACAAGUUAUAUAUGAUGUACUAUGUAACUGAAAUAUCCUUGUGUUCAGUUACCUUCCUCCUCUAUUGGGGGUCUGAGCCCAAAAGCCCCUGCUCUCCCCUGGCUGCUGCCUCACUGGGUUCCCAGGCAUCACAGGCCUCCCAGGCCCUGGGCCUUCUGAUGUGGAGACCCAACACUGUGUCUGUGCUUCUACACUGACCUCUGACCUCUGCUGCUACAAAUUUAGAUGAAUGAGGCAUUGAAAACUCAGGGAGGAAUCUGCAAGGAGCUUGUCUUUAUUCACAGCUCAUUCCCCAGCUCUGCAUGUCACUGAGUUUCAGAGAUACUGCAUUACUUACUCAUAUAAUACAAGCACCAGCAGCUUCAGAAUGUUCAAUAAGCUAAUUGUAUAGAGGAAUUUAAAUAUAGUGCUAUGCCCUUAUCAUUGUUACAUCUGUGAUAAAAAAAAUAAAAAAUUAUAUAU
Messenger RNA from Anguilla anguilla (European eel), 2595 nucleotides. RefSeq names its product odorant receptor 131-2-like. Gene Ontology annotation, biological process: G protein-coupled receptor signaling pathway. The transcript has 2 exons. Gene Ontology annotation, cellular component: membrane. Bases 26 to 943 code for a protein of 305 amino acids. Gene Ontology annotation, molecular function: G protein-coupled receptor activity. Lineage: Eukaryota; Metazoa; Chordata; Actinopteri; Anguilliformes; Anguillidae. The record is from RefSeq and is a predicted model, not a curated record.